AUGCAAAUGCACAAGUUGAGUUGUUUAAAAUUAUCCCCAUUCCAGGUCAGACAGUCGGGGAUUUUAUUGACGCCAUACAAGGAAAGUUAUAGGCAAUUGAAACAAUACAACAACGGUUUUGUCUCCGUUCGAGCACACGUUUUCUCACAUUUACAUAAAUAUUUCCCCGAGAAGAUAUUCGAGGCAGACUGGUUGUCAAAACCAGAGUCCAAAUUUUGGACCGAUCUCGACUUAAUGGUUGGGCUGGCGAUUUUCCAGCCACCAGCCUCUUCACUGAAUAUUGAUGCUAUUAAUGUCAUUCCAUCAGCUUAUAACAACAACCCACAAUCGUAUGACAGGAACAACAACCAACAAUCAUCAUAUAAUCGAAAUCUGAAUUAUAAAUUGAAAACAUUUUAUCCGAAGCCAUUCGACAAACCAAGAUUUGAUAAACCUCCAUAUAGAAAUGAUCAGAUUUAUUAUCAAAACACUUCAAACUCCUCCAUCAAAUAUAACCCUAGAGGACAUAAUCCUUUUCACAAUAAUCAACAAAAAGGCAAACCACCUUAUCGACCAUAUAAAAGAAGAGGAUAUGUUUGGAAUAAGGGUAAAAGAUCACAGAAGAUUUAUGAAUUAUCAAUUGACCCUGAAACAUAG
Molecule: messenger RNA, 636 nt
Organism: Candida dubliniensis CD36
Lineage: Eukaryota; Fungi; Ascomycota; Pichiomycetes; Serinales; Debaryomycetaceae
Product: putative retrotransposon tca3 polyprotein
Exons: 1
Coding region: 1-636 (211 amino acids)
Source: RefSeq, a predicted model, not a curated record